Messenger RNA from Penicillium expansum, 1677 nucleotides. RefSeq names its product Permease, cytosine/purine, uracil, thiamine, allantoin. Gene Ontology annotation, molecular function: nucleobase transmembrane transporter activity. The coding region runs from base 1 to 1677 and encodes 558 amino acids. Gene Ontology annotation, cellular component: plasma membrane. The transcript is spliced from 4 exons. NCBI's taxonomy places the organism in Eukaryota, Fungi, Ascomycota, Eurotiomycetes, Eurotiales, Aspergillaceae. Gene Ontology annotation, biological process: transmembrane transport; nucleobase transport. The record is from RefSeq and is a predicted model, not a curated record.
AUGGCAACCCGAAAAGAGAACCUCGCUGUGGCAGUAAAGAGCAAGGAAAGCUUCAAGGCCUACCUCCAAGUGCCGGGGAUCAUUGAAAAUAGCGAGGAAGAGGGCCGGUUUCUCUGGUCCAAUGAAGACCUCCUGCCAGUUCCUCCCGAGAGGCGCAAUUGGACGUACAGGACUUAUUCGUUCCUUUACUUUGGCUGGGCAAUGGACAAUUGGACCCUAGGAUCGACUAUGAUCGGCAUUGGCCUCAACUGGUGGCAAUCGAUCUUGGUCAUCCUCGCUGGCCAGCUGAUUAACUCAAUCUUCCAGGCCAUCAAUUCGCGCUGCGGCUCUAUCUACCACAUCAGCUUCCCAAUUGUCUCGCGUUCCGUUUCUGGCAUGGUAGGCUCCUACUUUGCCGUUGGGACACGAUCUGUCAUGUCGGUCGUCUACUAUGCUCUCAAAUUAUACAUUGGAUCUAAUUUUGUGAGAAACAUGAUGCGUGCCGUGUUCGGUCAUGCCUUCAGCAAUAUUCCCAACCACCUGCCAAUCUCCGCGGGCAUCACGACACAGGGAAUGAUUGCAUUUAUAGUAUACUGGGUGAUCCAUAUACCUAUCAUGUUCCUACGACCAGACCAGAUGCGAUGGAUAUUCACCAUGAAGAUAGUUUCUAUCUUUCCAGCCUACAUCGGGCUGUUUAUCUUCUGUAUGGUCAACACACGCGGGCAGCUAGGUAGCAGCCUAGCCUCGGCCAAGGAGACGUCGAGUUGGCAAUUUAGUUGGUUUGUCAUGGCUGCUAUCAAUGCCUCCAUGGGAAAUAACUCCCUCACUACCACCAACCAGCCCGACUUCUGUCGUUGGAGUAACAAACCUUGGGCGCCUGUUAUCCCUCAAAUCAUCUUCAAUCCGCUCGCUGUUACCAUCGCCUCAACUUUGGGGAUUUUAGCCACCGCUGCUAUCAACAACUCCUGGGGGCUCGAGCUGUGGAAUCAGUGGGAUCUUCUCGAUGAGAUUAUGACCCGUUAUUGGCGCCCAGAGGUGCGGUUUGCCGUUUUCCUAUGUGCGCUCGGCCAGGCGGCCCUCGUUAUGGGCACAAAUGUUGCCGGUAACAUUAUCCCACUGGGUAGCGAUUGCUCCAUGCUCUGGCCACGAUAUAUCAACACUGUCCGCGGCCAAUUCAUCGGCCUGUUUUUAUGCUACGGCUAUGGUAUGUUCUUUGCGGCCAUUGUUGGGCCUACUAUUGUGGAGUAUUACUACUUCGCACGCGGUAAUAUAUUUGUUCCAGAGCUAUACCACGGGUCAAGCGACAACCCUUAUUACUGGUUCUAUAAGGGUUGGGGCCUACAAGCCUACGCCGCUUACCUUAUCGGUAUAGCUCUUCCCUUCACUGGCUUCGUCGGCACCCUUGGUGCCAGUGUACCCGCCGUCGGAGUUCACAUGGGCGAUAUGGGCUGGCUUCUUUCAUUUUUUGUCUCUGCCUUUGCCUACUAUGUCAUCUGCUCCAUUUUCCCAACUGGUGUUCAGCGCGCUAUCAAGGAUCAAGGACUGGGGUGGGAAGGGAAUGCAAAGCACCUAGAGGGCAUCAUCGAAGCCCUUGUUGGUGAUGAUCAAUCUUCUGAAUCGCAGAAUUCUGCUGGGGGCGUCCGAUAUGUGCCCAAAAUGAGCGAGUCUGAGCCCUUGGAAAAGAGUGUGGAUGCUUGA